CAGCCAGAUGGGCAGAUGCCCAGUGACAAAACUAUUGGAGGUGGAGAUGACUCCUUUAAUACCUUCUUUAGUGAAACCGGGGCUGGGAAACAUGUGCCCCGAGCUGUCUUUGUGGACCUAGAACCUACUGUGAUUGAUGAGGUUCGGACUGGCACAUACCGUCAACUCUUCCACCCAGAACAGCUGAUCACCGGAAAGGAAGAUGCUGCCAAUAACUAUGCUCGUGGUCACUACACUAUUGGCAAAGAAAUAAUUGAUUUGGUGUUGGACAGGAUCCGAAAGCUGGCAGACCAAUGCACAGGGUUGCAGGGAUUCCUCAUCUUUCACAGUUUUGGAGGAGGCACCGGAUCAGGCUUUACUUCCCUGUUGAUGGAAAGGCUCUCCGUGGACUAUGGCAAGAAGUCCAAGCUGGAAUUCUCUAUUUACCCAGCACCUCAAAUAUCAACAGCUGUGGUGGAGCCCUACAAUUCAAUCCUCACCACCCAUACCACCCUUGAGCACUCAGACUGUGCUUUCAUGGUGGACAACGAAGCCAUCUAUGAUAUCUGCCGUAGGAACCUGGACAUUGAGCGGCCAACUUACACAAACCUGAAUAGGCUGAUUGCCCACAUUUUCUUCACUUUGUCCUCAUCAUUGGCAAACUGA
Molecule: messenger RNA, 645 nt
Organism: Python bivittatus (Burmese python)
Lineage: Eukaryota; Metazoa; Chordata; Lepidosauria; Squamata; Pythonidae
Product: tubulin alpha-1A chain-like
Biological process (GO): microtubule-based process
Cellular component (GO): microtubule
Molecular function (GO): structural constituent of cytoskeleton; GTP binding
Source: RefSeq, a predicted model, not a curated record